This is a messenger RNA of Frieseomelitta varia, 3700 nucleotides long. RefSeq names its product bumetanide-sensitive sodium-(potassium)-chloride cotransporter (gene NKCC). Gene Ontology annotation, cellular component: membrane. The transcript has 20 exons. Gene Ontology annotation, biological process: chloride transmembrane transport; potassium ion homeostasis; sodium ion transmembrane transport. The record is from RefSeq and is a predicted model, not a curated record. NCBI's taxonomy places the organism in Eukaryota, Metazoa, Arthropoda, Insecta, Hymenoptera, Apidae. Bases 363 to 3362 code for a protein of 999 amino acids. Gene Ontology annotation, molecular function: sodium:potassium:chloride symporter activity.
GUUCGAAAGAGUUUUAUGGGGAAAGGGAAGCAGGACGCAUGCUUCUUUCCUUAAUGUCGAGCCGGCUCGAGGGAUCACCAGUGUUGCACGGUGUGUUCAGUGGCUCGCGUUAGAAUCUCCGCUGAUCGCUUCUGGUGGAAUCGCGUGCGAAUUCCGUUUUCCGACUUCCGUCAGCCGCGGCGCACCGACGGAGCUAUCUAUACUUGUUGUGGAUUCUCUGUAUUUGCGAUGAUAAUUUGAGCCAUUUACUCCACUUGGUCCAAUCCAGUCAUUUACUCCAAUAGUGCUAUAUUUGUACUACUACAAGGUGAACGUGUUCUAAUUAUUUAACGAGACACGGUUGACUCGUACUUAAAAAAACUAUGGAUGAUGAGGUGAUUGGUGGAGGCCAGAAUAACAAGAGAUCAGCAAUGACUCUAAACGUUAGUGGAUUGUGGGACGUGGUCCCGCGAUUGGAUCAUUACAGAUUGAGUCGUCGUGCUAAAAGGCCAUCACUGAGCACCCUACACGAAGGAAAUCUUAUAAAGGACCCGAACGUGGAGGCUGGCCAGAUCGGUGUAGCGCAGCAAGGUCACACAGGAAUAAAGCUAGGAUGGAUACAAGGCGUUCUGAUACCGUGCCUGCUCAAUAUAUGGGGUGUGAUGCUUUUCCUGCGACUGUCGUGGGUGGUGGCACAGGCGGGCAUACUGCAGAGCAUCAUCAUUAUCGGGAUAUCGGCGGCCGUCUGCGUCAUCACGACGCUUAGCCUUAGCGCAAUUAGUACUAAUGGGGAAGUAAAGGGAGGUGGUAUAUACUUCAUCAUAUCGAGAACACUGGGGGCGGAAUUCGGUGCUUCGGUGGGGAUCGUUUUCGCGGUUGCGAACGCGGUCUCGGCAUCCAUGAACACCAUCGGUUUCUGCGACUCCCUGAACGACUUGUUGCGAGAGCACAACUUGAAAAUCAUUGACAACGGGAUAAACGACGUCCGACUCAUUGGAACAGUCGCGUUGAUUGUUAUGAUCAUGAUCUGCGCGAUUGGCAUGGAAUGGGAGUCAAAGGCUCAAAAUUUCCUCAUAGCCAUCAUCAUCGCAGCUAUUUUCGAUUUUGUCAUCGGUACUAUCAUAGGACCGAAGUAUCCACUGCAACAAGCACAAGGAUUCCUUGGAUUCUCUUCUGAAGUAUUUUCGAACAAUUUCGGCCCGGACUAUCGUUUCUCCGAGAACAACAACCAUACGUUCUUCUCCGUGUUCGCCAUUUUCUUUCCAUCUGUGACCGGGAUUCAGGCUGGCGCCAACAUCUCCGGCGAUUUGAAGGACCCGGCGAGUAGCAUACCGAUCGGGACUCUUCUUGCACUGCUAAUCUCAAUGGUCAGUUAUGUCACUUUUGUUCUCUUCGCUGGUGGGGCAGCUCUAAGGGAUGCCAGCGGCUUUGUCGACGCAAACAAUACCAUCAUAAGCUGUAUGCCGAACGUCAACUGCACUUACGGAUUACACAACAGUUACUCGGUCAUGCAGCUUAUGUCGGUGUGGGGCCCGUUCAUCUACGCCGGCUGUUUCGCGGCAACCCUCUCGACAGCGUUGACGAACUUGCUGUCGGUGCCGCGGCUGAUACAAGCGCUGGGACGAGACAGAAUUUACCCCGGUCUGAUUUACUUUAGCAAAGGUUACGGGAAACACGGUGAACCUUAUCGCGGCUACGUUCUCACGUUCUUCGUCGCGGUGCUGUUCCUUCUUAUAGCGAACUUGAACGCAGUCGCGCCUCUGAUCUCCAACUUUUAUUUAGCAUCGUACGCGUUGAUUAACUUCUGCACGUUUCACGCGGCGCUUAUUCGCCCUCUCGGGUGGCGACCUACUUUCCGAUAUUACAACACCUGGCUGUCUUUGUCCGGUUUCAUCACGUGCGUGUCGAUAAUGUUCCUCAUCGACUGGGUGACUUCGCUCGUCACGUUCGUCAUUAUCUUCGCGUUGUACUUGAUCGUGGUGUAUCGGAAACCAGACGUGAACUGGGGUAGCAGCACGCAGGCACAGACGUACAAGACUGCGCUUUCUAUCGUUUAUCGAUUGAAUUCCAUCGACGAACAUGUCAAAAAUUAUGCACCUCAAAUUUUGGCACUGAGCGGAGCCCCUGGCGCCAGGCCAGCGUUGCUGCAUCUGGCAAAUCUCAUCACGAAAAACCACUCGCUGUUGAUUUCCGGCGAAAUAUACCCGACUCGUUUGUCGUAUCGUUUACGAUCGAUGCGGCUGAGAAAUGGUUACGCGUGGUUACACCAGCAACGUAUUAAGUCGUUCUACCACGUGGUGGAGGACUUGAACUUCGAACGAGGUGCGUCGGCGUUGAUGCAGGCAACAGGUGUCGGGAAACUGGCACCGAACGUCGUUCUAAUGGGCUACAAAACACACUGGUCAACGUGCAACCACAAGGACCUUCAAGAAUACUUCAACGUCCUUCACAACGCGUUCGAUCAGAAAUUAGCGGUGGCAAUGUUACGAAUUGCGGAGGGCUUGGAUUGUUGUGAAGUUGCGACCGCGAACGGGGACGACGAACAUGGCGUCUUGGCGCAAAGUAGCUACGACCUAACAGUGAACACUCUGAUGCACGUGGACAGCAAUCUGUCCAUGUCCAGCCAAAUUCCAAGAGUUCAAAGCGUGCCGACAAUGGGAACUCAAUUCGUGCCGGUGGAUGGUCCACAAAUCAUUCGGGAUUCGCCUACUCACGGAAGUGCCCGCGAUCAUUUGAAGCACAAACGGAAGCACGCGAUAGAAAAGUUAAUGGAAAAGCGGCAUGCAAUGACACCUGUACCUGAACGCUUAGCAAUCUUCCAAAGGAAGCAUAAAAAUGGCACAAUUGAUGUAUGGUGGUUGUAUGAUGAUGGAGGUCUGACGAUCCUUCUUCCAUAUAUUAUCAGCACACGCUCGUAUUGGGAGCACUGUAAGAUGCGAAUUUUCGCGUUGGCCAAUCACAAACAGGAUAUCGUGGCACAAGAAAAAGAAAUGGCCGAGAUAAUGGCAAAAUUCAGGAUAAGAUAUACCAGUCUGAAGAUGGUAGACGACAUAAGCGUUCAGCCGAAGCAAGAGACGCUGGAUUUCUUCGAUAAACUUAUAUCUGAUUUUCGGAGAAACGAGCCUGCUGACACAGAAUGCUGCGUGACGGAACUGGAACUUCAGUCUUUGAAAGACAAGACGUACCGGCAGCUCAGACUGCGGGAACUGUUAUUAGAAAACUCCAAUCAAUCCACGUUGGUUGUGAUGUCGUUGCCAAUGCCGAGGAAGGGAGCGGUCUCAGCCCCGCUUUACAUGGCCUGGUUGGAAGCUUUAACCAAAGACAUGCCGCCGACGCUUUUGAUACGCGGGAACCACACUUCGGUGUUAACGUUUUACUCGUAGUUUCACCGACGACUCGAACGACGACGAUAAUUUUACGGGUUAGAUGAAUAAUUUACGUUGAACAAGCAUCGCGAGUCUACAUUAGUUAGCGAAAGACAUCUCCUGAUGCGGACAGACAGUAUUCGGUAUAUUCAUGCCAAAAAUCGUGUAGAUACUGCGAUCUGUUUUCGUUUUUUUUUUUUUUUUUUAUACAGUAUUCAUGAAACGUCGAGCCCCGGUGGUACUUACUGACAAGAUUACUUUUAGCGUAGAAAUGAAAGACAACAGUAUAAAAAGGGAGCUGUCAAUGAACGAUGGUUUCGUAAACUUUGAUAUUUGUAGGAUUUUAGGGCAUGCUA